AUGUCGAGCAGAAAAGCAUCUCAUGCAGGCAGUUGGUAUACCGAUUCAGCUUCUGAACUAUCACGUCAACUUGAUAAUUGGUUGAGUGCAGCAACACUCUCACAUGGACCAGCUAGGGCUAUAAUAGCGCCUCACGCUGGAUACACAUACUGCGGUGCAUGUGGUGCUUUUGCAUAUCGACAAGUUAGCCCUGCUGUUGUUAAACGUGUUUUUAUUUUGGGACCAUCCCAUCAUGUGCGUCUUCGAGGUUGUGCCUUAUCAAUUGCUAAAAAGUAUAAAACUCCACUUUAUGAUCUCAAAAUUGAUACAGACAUUAAUGCUGAACUGGAAAAGACUGGACACUUUUCUUGGAUGGACAUGAAGACGGAUGAGAAUGAACACAGCAUCGAAAUGCAUCUACCUUAUAUAGCCAAAGUUAUGGAAGACUUCAGGGAUCAAUUUACAAUUGUUCCAAUUUUGGUGGGUUCGUUGAAUCCCGACCAGGAGGCAUUGUAUGGACGCUUACUAGCAAAUUAUUUCACAGAUCCUCAGAAUUUAUUUGUGAUAUCUUCAGACUUUUGUCAUUGGGGACAUCGUUUCAACUACACCUACUAUGACAAAUCGUGUGGUCCAAUUUACAAAUCCAUUGAAAAAUUGGAUAAACAGGGCAUGGACAUAAUUGAGACAUUGAAACCUGAAACAUUUACUGCCUAUUUACGUGAAUACAACAAUACCAUUUGUGGACGUCAUCCCAUUGGCGUAAUGCUGAGUUCCGUUAAAGUUCUUCAAGAACAAGGUUAUAAUAUGAGUUUUAAAUUCUUGAAAUAUGAUCAAAGUAGCCAAUGUAAAGUUAUGGAUGACUCAAGUGUUAGCUACGCUUCUGGUUCUUUAGUUUUUGAAUGCUGAAGAUA
Messenger RNA from Musca vetustissima, 890 nucleotides. Its product is annotated as protein MEMO1. Bases 1 to 885 code for a protein of 294 amino acids. The transcript is spliced from 7 exons. The record is from RefSeq and is a predicted model, not a curated record. Lineage: Eukaryota; Metazoa; Arthropoda; Insecta; Diptera; Muscidae.